AUGAGCAACCUCCAGAUGCCACCCGCUGAUGCUGCUGUGGUGUGCCUCCGUGUGCUGGGUCAUCUCCUGCAAGACGAGGAGGUGACACUGGCACAGUUGAGUUACCUGAUCGAGAAUAUUCACAAUCCCUUGGCCCAAGUGUGUCUGCCGCCGAGCCAGAGACCCAUAGCCGUUGCCGCUCCACAGCUGAGCUCGCUACCGCCCAGUGUGUUGAACCGCCUCAGCCCUCCAAGCAGGUACGCCUACUCGUCAGCGUCCUCCCCAAUGGCAGCCACGGCGGCUAGUGAAGCAAAAGCGCGACGCCUGUCACCCCAGCCCGCCGUGCGCGAGACGGCGCCGCCUGCACAGCAGCAGCAGACGACAUCGGCCAAGAAGGCCAAAACAACUGCAAAGGCGCACAAGACAGUCUAUGGAGCUUCAAAGAAGAGUGUAGCGAACGCAAAGGUCUCCUCGUCAUCGACCAGCGAGGCGGAGGCACGCGUCCCGCUGACCUCCAGCCAGUACUGGGACACCUUCGCCAAUCUACCCGCGCUGUACACGGUGUACCUCGCCCUCGUGAGGCAGCUCGACACCAUGCUUCAACGCCUCAUCCACAUCGUGGAGGAGCUGCAUCUGGCGACCCGGGACACUGCGAACAGCGGGGCCGCCUACAACCCCUCUCCCGGCACGGCUCUGGGGGAGGACAUGGUGAGCGCAGUGUCCCACUCAUCCGCCGCCACGCCUGCCUCUGCCUUGCGUAAUCCUUCCCCUAGCGCUGUCGCAGGCGCUUGCAGCGUCUACCGCGAGAUUGGCGCCAUCGUAUGCGAGUUCUUCGAGUCAGAUCAGAUGAAGCACUUCAUGGCGGAGCACAUGAUGUACGCGGUCAAGUACACGCAGCGGACAGCGCCGCAGAUGCUGCGGUUAUCGCGACUGUGGCGCUGGUGUGCGGAGUCGUCGGCAUCUUCUCGUGUGUCGGUGGCCUCCCUCGCGCACCUGUCGGAGGUGGACCAAAAGACAAUUCUGCAAAGUGAGCUCUUUGUGGACUUUCUCUGGCGUUCCUUCGGACCAUCCGGCAUUCCGGAAGAUGGUCGGGUGUGCAUACCAGCGUCCUCGGGGCUGAAGCGGCCCACCACAGCGGGCGGGCAGGGUCAGGCGCCGUCGACAGGGACGCCGGUCGGCGGCGGUGGUGGUGGUGCCCGACGCUCUUACCCUACACCGGCGGCCCCGCCCCCUGCAGCCCACCUCCCUCCUAUCCCCGCGAUGUGGGAGGGCUUCCGCACACUCCUGGUGCUUCUUGCCACCCCGCUAAACAUCCUGCGCCGCUACAGCCACGUGGCUCGAUGCCUGGUGGAGAGUGACGCGCUGCUGUGGGAGGACCGUGAACGACUGCGAAGCCGCUUUGUCAACAUCGCUGCGUGGCGCAUUAGCGAGGAGACGAACCUCGUCAUGGGGGAGCUUUCCCUACACGACGUGAAGGGGAUCAUGGCACUGAUGGACAUCCAGGGUGCCUCUACGAACAGCGGGGGAGGCGUUGGCCUCGCCGGCGGCGAGUCGAUAAACAACAGCUCUGCUUCAGCUCUGACCUCCGCUGAGAUAUCGCUGGAUUACAGCCACCGCAUCCUCAUCCACCACGGUCGUCUGCUGAAGCGCUUUGGACGUGGUCGGCACGAGCGUCUCAUCUUUCUCUUCAGCGAUUGGCUGUGUUAUACUGAGGAAAGCAGCAACGGCCACCUCCGCGUCCGUGGCACGAUUCCGCUUUCAGGGCUGCACGUGGUGAAGGUGCGCGAUGACACGUCUCUGGACACGAUCAACUGCUUCGAGCUCGUCUUAUCAAGCCCCCCGAAGCGCAUCAUCUUCUACGCUCCCUCGCCGGAGCAGCGGGACCAGUGGGUAGACGCAAUACGCUACACAGUGCAGCGGUUUGGUGAGCGGCAGAAAAACAACCAAGUUGUGGUGAGCGGUUCGGCGCGCGACAGCAAAAUGAGCGCCACAGCAAGAAACGGGGCCGUUCUGAGAGUGAUGCGACCCACUGCACCGAUGCUAAUGUCCAACUCCCGGCUGAGCCGUCAGCGACGCAAUGACGCCGUGUGCCAGGGGCAUGGGGACCUCCAGCGACGCAUAGCGGAGAUGGCGCCGCAACCCUCGCGCAUGAUCUCUGAGCCAGCAGGCGCUUCGUCCCCCGCUGUGGCAAGUGGACUGGAGUGCGGGUCGUUAUCUGUCUCCCACUCUUCUCCGCUGGCGAACGCUCCAUCCGGUGACCCCUCGCACGACGGCAACUUUUCCCCCCAGCUUUCCAGUAGCACACACCGACAGCUCAACUACGACGCCCCACCUUGUUCUCAACUCGCGUCUGUGGACUGCCGCAUCCGCAGCCAGGACUUCAUAGCGUCGCAUCAGCAGCAUCUCGCUGACUCCUCCUCAUCCCACAUCGUCCCACCCACGCAAACUGUCGGAGCCCCGCCAGGGAUCGGCGGCGUAACGGGCGACACCAACUCCAGCCUGAACUGCAUAGUCGUCCCCGGCCUCGAGGCAGGCAACAUGGACCGAGUCUCAUCGGUGCACACGACGGAAAGAAGCGCGUCACCACACCAUCAGGGCUCUUAUCAGCUCUCCUCCCCUCUCAUCUCUGCACCCGUUGUUCCUCCCCCUGCUGGGCGGCACAGCACCAGCUCCCUGCGCUCCCUCAAUAUUGACGGCAUGGCCAGUACAAACGGCUCCAACAUCAGCACCCCGUUGCGCCGCACUGUAUUGGGACGUUUUGAGGCGAUCAAGAGGAGCGGCAGUGAAAAAAGUCAGCAGCAUCAGCAGCGCACCAACAGCGCCUCGCUCCGUGACUCGCUGACUAGCACGUGGGAACGCCAACCGCAGCAGGGGUCGUCCCCAUUCCCAGAAAAGGUGUCACAUCGGGACGGCGGCAGCACUGCAGCAUCGCCUCCGCUGUCGCAUGAGGUCCACAACAACGCGGCAAUGGAGGAGGAGGAGGAGGAUGAGGUUGCCCAGAUGGACCUCACCGCCAAGGUUAGUGAAUCCAUUGAAUAUGACGACCAGUUGGUUUCUCUCGCAUCGCUCCGCCACCCUGCAGCAGCGAUGCAGUCAUCUCUGAGCAGCGAGUUGCUCGGGCUGGAAGCGCAUCAGGACAAGGAGGACAGCACAAGCAGCAGUGUUAUAUUGCACCACCUAAUCAACCCAGUAGACUGCCCUACACUUCUCAACGGCGGCAUGCAGGCCUCCAAUGCACCACCUCCAGAUACCUCCUGCGCACAGCACUCGCACAGUGUCACGCAGGGCCCCAUCAACGGUAACGUGGACUCAAUUAUCAAGGCCUCACCAACCCCCGCCGUGGCCCGCGAGGAGGAGAACGGCUCGCGAGACGCGCGACCAGCCGCCGCUGCGGUCCACAAAACGAACAAAACGGGCAGUGUCAUGAGUGCUGGUGUUCCGCUAGAGCACAGUGUCAACGGUAGCGUAGAGGAGGAUGGGUCGGCGACGCCCACAGCCGUCGUGACGGCAUGCCGCCCACCCAGGCCCGCCCAUCGUCGCCCCAUGGCGCCCACACCGUCCUUUGUGAAGUCCAGACAAGUGGUGGUGGCGCACGAAAAGGGCAACGUGCCGGCUCCUUUUCGGGCGUUCAUCGACUCACCAACCGACUUAGGCACCGGCCUGGCGAAGGAGAUGGGUGCCGAGGAACCCCUGAACGAGGCAGUGACCCCGUGCCACGUGGACCCAGUAGUGAAGGGGCCUCACGACAGAGACUCGGUGCAACCUUGA
This is a messenger RNA of Leishmania braziliensis MHOM/BR/75/M2904, 3747 nucleotides long. RefSeq lists its product as hypothetical. Lineage: Eukaryota; Euglenozoa; Kinetoplastea; Trypanosomatida; Trypanosomatidae. The record is from RefSeq and is a predicted model, not a curated record. The coding region runs from base 1 to 3747 and encodes 1248 amino acids. The transcript has a single exon.